Neltuma alba is the source of this 1424-nucleotide messenger RNA. Its product is annotated as protein STRICTOSIDINE SYNTHASE-LIKE 10. Gene Ontology annotation, cellular component: endomembrane system. The coding region runs from base 116 to 1222 and encodes 368 amino acids. The transcript has 3 exons. NCBI's taxonomy places the organism in Eukaryota, Viridiplantae, Streptophyta, Magnoliopsida, Fabales, Fabaceae. The record is from RefSeq and is a predicted model, not a curated record. Gene Ontology annotation, molecular function: hydrolase activity.
AAUAAUCUAGAUGUAAUUUCCUGUGAGUCUCACCAUAAACCCAAGGCAAAAGAGGCGAGCGGGACCAAUUCUGGUGGUGGACUCCAUCCAUCCUGGGGUUCUGUGAGGUGAGACCAUGAGCUCAAAGGUCAUAGCCACUGUGCUUGCCGUCUGCUCCAUAAUAUUUGCCUUCAACUCUAAGCUAUUUUUUGGGCCUCCUUCAAUUCCGGGUUCUGAGGAUCUGCUCCACGCUGCUCAGAUCCUCCAUGUCACCGGAGCCGUCGGGCCGGAGAGCCUCGUCUUCGAUAGCAACGGGGAGGGUCCGUACACGGGCGUCGCCGACGGACGAAUUCUCAAGUGGCAAGGAGAGGGUCGAGGCUGGAGUGAUUUUGCCUUCACAACUUCUAAUAGGACGGAAUGUACACGUCCAUUUGCACCAGAGUUGGAGCAUAUUUGUGGGAGGCCACUUGGACUGAGUUUUGAUAAGAAAAGUGGAGAUCUGUACAUCGCCGAUGCCUACCUUGGCCUUCAAGUCGUGGGACCUACAGGUGGUUUAGCCACCCCUUUGGUCACCCAUGUUGAGGGUCAACCCUUGCGCUUCACCAAUAGCAUGGACAUCAGCGAGGACGAAGAUGUCAUUUACUUCACUGAUUCUAGCGCUGUCUUCUACAGAAGGGAAUUCAUGAGUUCGAUUCUUAGUGGGGACAAGACUGGUCGGUUAAUGAAAUAUGAUAAGUUGACCAAAGAAGUGACGGUGUUGAUGAGGGGGCUUGCUUUUGCCAACGGAGUUGCACUGAGCAAAGAUGGCUCAUUUCUCUUGGUGGCAGAAUCCUCUGCAUGCAGGAUCCGUAGGCUCUGGCUUCGUGGACCCAACGCAGGUCAAGUAGACACAUUUGCUGAGCUUCCUGGUUUGCCAGAUAAUAUAAGAAGGAACUCAAAGGGGGAGUUUUGGGUGGCUUUGCAUGCAAAAGCUAGUCCUUUCGCCAGAUUGGUUUCUUCAAAGUCAUGGGCUGGAAAUGGAAUGCUAAAUCUUCCACUCGACUUCAAACAAUUGCACGCAUCGUUCACCGGGUGGAAGCCUCACUCCUCUGUUAUGAAGCUGAAUGAUAAAGGAGAAGUAUUGCAAGUGUUGGAAGAUUGUGAAGGGAAGGCCUUGAGAUUUGCUAGCGAAGUGGAGGAGAAGGAUGGGAAGCUCUGGAUUGGUUCAGUGUUAAUGCCCUUUAUUGGCAUUUAUGAGUUAUGAGCAUGAUAUUGUAACUGUCCAUCAUAGAAGCUAGUGCGCAUCGCACUAAACUUGGCAUUCAACUUUUCCCACUAAAUUUAGCUUCUCGACGAGAUCUUGAACACACUCCUUCAUAAACACAACAUUUCCCGAAAGAACUAAGAAUAAUGGACGUGUAAUGAUUAACGGGAAAGAUUGCGUCAAUUUUUGUACUGUUGUUGCA